This is a messenger RNA of Hemicordylus capensis (graceful crag lizard), 3801 nucleotides long. Its product is annotated as zinc finger protein 1 homolog. Lineage: Eukaryota; Metazoa; Chordata; Lepidosauria; Squamata; Cordylidae. The transcript is spliced from 4 exons. The coding region runs from base 281 to 2020 and encodes 579 amino acids. Gene Ontology annotation, biological process: regulation of cytokine production; negative regulation of transcription by RNA polymerase II; regulation of immune system process. The record is from RefSeq and is a predicted model, not a curated record.
GGUGAAUGCAACACGCUCCACUCCGGCAAUAGGCAAAGGACAACAGGACCCGCCUGCCGCGCUCCAGUCCAGAGUCACUCCCAGCAGUCCCACCGUGAGACUCUCGCGUCACGUUGCUGCUCGGAACAAAGUAGGGGGCACCACCAGAGAUCCUGGAACUAAGUAACUCCCGAGCAACCAGGCUGGAGAGUUGAUAAUUCUCUCUCAAUUCUGAAGAAAGACGGAAGAUCCGAGGCUGUGGAAAGAAUCAAAAGGAAGGCCAGCCCCUGAGAGAGAGAAAAUGCUGGCAGAGGAGAGACGGAUGGCCUCUUGGAAAUUGCACACUCAGCCAGCCUUGGAAAAACAUGUGGAGGCAGGAUUAGAAUUUACAAGUAGGGGAGGAAUCCAGGCAUGGGCGAAAUCAGAAAGCGAGGAAGAUGCUGCAAACAUAAUGAAAGUGCAGCAUGGCAGUAGCGUGCUGGCCAUCAAUGGCAAGAAAGGCCACAGGACAGUGAAGGACAUGGAGGACCGGCGGCUGCAUUUUAGGCAGUAUUCCUACCACGAGGCCCAGGGGCUGCAAAGUGUUUAUGUGCACCUUUGGGGACUCUGCCAUGCAUGGCUAGAACCAGAGAGGCGCACCAAAGAGGAGAUCCUGGAGCUGGUGAUCCUGGAGCAGUUCUUGGCCAUCCUCCCCUGGGAAAUGCAGAGCUGGGUCAGGGAACGUGACCCAGAAACCUGUACUCAAGCAGUGGCCGCCGCUGAGGAUUUUGUGCGGAUUCUGAAACUGCAGGGACUGACAAACUUCGAUGAUGUCACCAUUCAUUUCACCGAGGAGGAAUGGACUCUCCUGGAUCAAGUCCAGAAAGCCCUGUACAAGGAGGUCAUGCAGGAGAACUAUGAGCAUGUGGCAUCUCUCGGCAAAUGGUAUGUGAGUAGGAACAAAGGUGAGGUUCAUCCGUACGACAUUCCUGAGGGAAGACAGCAACACGAAGCAUCAACGGAAGCCGCCCAGGAGGAUGUUUCCAAAAGUAGCAAGGAGAAAAAGAUGGGUGGGCCAGAGAUAAAAGAAGAAAAUGAGCCAGAGAGAGUAGCUACAUCCAUUCCUUCAACAGACUUCAACAGAAUCCCGGCCCCAGAGGGAUGCAGUGCAAAUGAGGUACGAGUGAGAUUGACUGAAUGUGAGGAGACCUCAAAGGCGGCUGCAUAUUGCAGAACCCGCAAAGAAGGGAAGAUGUACACGUGUUUAUACUGUGGUAGAUCCUUCAACGUGAAAGGAAGCCUCAUCAAACAUACAAGACUUCAUACGGGAGAACUGCCCUACCAGUGCUCAGUGUGUGGGAAGAAGUUCAAUCAGAAAGGCGAUCUUAUUCUGCAUGAAAGAAUCCACACGGGAGAGAAACCAUACCAGUGCGCGAGCUGCGGGAGAAGCUUCGCCGAGAAAAGACGCCUCAUCGCACACGAGAAAACCCAUAUGGAAGACUAUCCGUAUAAAUGCUCAGAGUGUGGGAAAUCCUUCACAGUGCACUCUGGAUUAACUAAUCACCAGAGGCUGCACACAGGGGAGGCUCCCUAUAAAUGCUCCAAAUGUGAUAAGAUCUUUCUGCAGAAAUACAGCCUCACCGCUCAUGAGAGAAUCCACACAGGAGAGAAACCGUACGAGUGUUCAGACUGUGGAAGGUGUUUCUGUCAGAAAAGCCAAUUGGUUAUACACUGUAGAAUUCACACGGGUGAAAAGCCAUACACAUGCUCAGAUUGUGGGAAGAGCUUUACCACAAACUCUCACCUCACUAAACAUCGGAAAACACAUACGGGAGAAAAAAAGUAUAAAUGUGUGGCCUGUGAGAAAAGCUACUAUAAUAGAUAUAGCCUUGUUGCUCAUGAAAGAACCCACACAAGAGAGAAAGCAUACAAAUGCUCCAUCUGUGGGGAAGGUUUCACUCAGAAAGGAAAACUCACUGUGCAUGAAAGUACUCAUAGAGUAGAGGAAAGCACAGGAGCAGGCCCAGAAAAUAAAGUGGCAAUCCUAUUUGUGUUUCCUUGAUAGCCUUAAGAGCUAUUAAUCAACAUACUAAUUCCUCACAUAUUCUGGAGUCGGUAAGGGGUUGGAUGAGGAAUAAUAAACUGAGACUGAAUCCAGAUAAGAUGGAGGUACUUAUUGUCCAGGGUCAGAACACCAGAGAUAUUUUGAUCUGCCUGUUCUGGAUAGUUCACACUUCCCCAAAAGAAACAGUCUGGAAGUGCUUCUGGAUCCACACCUCUCCCUAGUAUCUCAGGUUGUGGCAGUGGCCAGAGGUGCUUUCUAUCAGCUUUGGCUGAUACACCAGCUGCGUCUGUUUCUUAGAUGAAUGACCUCAGAGCAGUGGUACAAAUGCUGGUAACCCUGAGACCUGACUACUGCAAUGCACUCUUUGUGGGACUGCCUUUGUACAUUGUCCGGAAACUGCAGUUGGUACAGAAUGCGGCAGCCAGGUUGGUCUUUGGGUCAUCUCUAAGAGACCAUAUCACUCCUAUUCUAAAAGAGCUACACUGUCUGCCAAUAGGUUUCCGGGCAAAACACAAAGUGCUAGUUAUAACAUAUAAAGCCCUAAACAGCUUAGACCCAGGGUAUUUAAGAGAAUGUCUUCUUCACCAUGAGCCCCACUGCCCAUUGCUAUCAUUUGGAGAGGUUCAUCUGGUGGCCACAGAGGGACAGGCCUCCUCUGUUCCUGUCCCGAGACUCUGAAAUGUGCUCCCUUCUGAAAUAAUAGCCUCCCCAUUUCUGACAACUUUUUAAAAGUAUCUAAAGACUUAUCUCUUCACCCAAGCUUUUUAAUUUGACUGUGGUUUUAAAUUGUGUUAAAGUUUUUAUUUCCUGUGUUUUAACUUGUUUUAUGUUGUUGUAAACCACCCAGAGAUGAAAGUUUGAGGCAGUGUGCAAAUUUGAUAAAUAAACAUUCUCCUGGGCCUAGAACGUUAUAAGAACAACCCUCCUGGAUCAGGCCCAGGGCCCAUCUAGUCCAACAUCCUGUUCUCUACAGUGGCCCACCAGAUAUCUCCAGGAAGCCCACAGGCAAGAGAUGAAGGCCUACCCUCUCUUCUGCUGUUGUUCCCCUGCAAUUCCUCUGAGCCUGGAGAUACCGCCAAAAGGCGGUAUAUAAAUGUAAAAAUAAAUAAAUAAAAAUAAAAUAGCCUAUAGCCAUUAAAACUAGGAGCCACUGAUGGGCCUGUCCUCCAUGAAUUUGUCUAAGCCCCUUUGAAAGCCAACCAAUCUGGUGGCCAUCACGACAUCCUGUGGCAGAGAAUUCCAUAAAUUAAUUAUGUGCUGUGUGAAAAAGCAUUUCCUUUUGUCGGUCCUAAAUCUCCUGGCUGUCAGUUUCAUGGGAUGACCCCUGGUUAUAGUGUUGUGAGAGAAAGAGAAAUGUUUCUUUCUCCACUCUCCACACUAUUCAUAACUGUAUAAACCUCAAUCAUGUCUCCCCUUAGUCGCCUUUUUUCUAAACUAAACAUUCUUGGAGUUCAACUGCUGUGACCUAUACUGGUUGCCGCGACUGCUAAAUGUUGUUUACAUGGAAAGUAGUGAGGUAGGUGGCUGGGAAUGAUUCAGGUUCAAAUUUAUUGAAGCAUCCUGUGAUAAGGGUUCCCUUCUCACAUUUAAAAUCUAAGAGUUCCUUACAAAAAUCCAUAGAUCCCUUCUCAUAUUACUCCUGUGACAUGGGAGCUGAUGCAGAUCCCUUAGUCAACUGAAAUAUUACAUGGGAAAAACCAUUCUCUAGGCCAGAGGUUCCCAACCUUUAAAAACAAAUGUGCCCCUGCUGUCACAAACCUUCAGCUCAGGUACCCCAU